ACCGCGCAAUUGACGCACCUUUCGAACUUAAGGACGAUCAGUCAGUAAAGGUGUUAGGUUUGCAUUGGGGUACUACAUCGGAUGUUUUAGGUUAUCAUAUCAAUAUCAAUAAAGUUAAUCCAACUAAGCGUUCAAUACUCUCAACAAUAGCUCGUUUAUAUGACCCAGUUGGGGCGUUGGGCCCCGUUGUUUUUUGGGCCAAGUGCAUCAUGCAAGAAUUGUGGAUGCAAAAACUGGACUGGGAUACUUCGCCGCCGACACAACUAGUUGACAAGUGGAACACCUUUAUUUCCGAAUUUCCCACGCUAGCCCAGGUUAUGCUAACUCGGCAUAUUGAUAUCCGAUGUUCAAAACAAGUGGAGCUAAUAGGUUUUUCUGACGCCUCUCAGAAGGGAUACGCGGCAAAUGUGUAUUUACGUGUGGUUGACCAGAGGAAUGCUGUCAAGGUCUAUUUUAUUGCAUGUAAGACCAAAGUGGCUCCAUUAAAAUGCUCUGAUACUGAUCCGUCGUUAACGAUUCCACGUUUGGAGUUGUGCGCUGCCUUACUAUUGGCACGCCUCAUCUCCCACCAGUACACAGUUUUACAGAGUUUUACCAACAUCGAUCGUGUGCGUGCAUGGACUGACUCCACGAUAGUUUUGAGUUGGCUUCACGCUGACCAAAAACAGUUCAAGAUAUUCGUCACCAAUAGAGUCUCCAAAAUCAAGGCAUUAACUCCAGGUUGUGAAUGGGCCCAUGUCAGAACCAUGAACAAUCCAGCUGAUCCCGCAUCAAGAGGAUUACUUCCCUCUGAGUUGAUUUCGAAUUCAUUACAUUUUCAUGGCCCAGAGUUUUUGUUACAAUCUGACCAUUUAUGGCCUGUGUCUACCAUGUCCGAGUUAACAUUACCACCGACUGAUCAACUACCUGAGACGAAGUGUACAGCAAGUGUUUUGCAUAUACAUGAAGAAACGAACUACGAGUCAAUUAUUCAACGAUUUUCGUCGUUGUCAAAAAUGCAGCGCGUGUUGGCAUAUUGUUUUCGCUUCGCCCGUCGUCGAAAUAGUCCUAAUAUCAGYGGACCAAUCACUCGGAUGGAAUAUGACCAUGCAYUGAACGCAGCGGUCUUGUGUACGCAACUGACACAUCUGUCGGAUCUACGUAAACAGAUAAGGAAUCCAGGUUCCAUAACUCCGACAACGACAGCCCAGUUAGCCCCGUUCAUCGACGCAAUCGGGAUCAUUCGUGUCGGCGGAAGAUUAAGACAUGCACAGUUGAACGAAGAUUCAAAAUAUCCAAUCCUUUUACCUCAAAAGACACAUCUCACCGAGCUAAUCAUUCGAUACUUUCAUCACAUCUCGCUACACGGAGGAUCACGAUUAGUACUUUCAAUGAUACAUCAAAGGUUCUGGAUUAUUUCUGGCCGAGCAGCUGUCCGAAAUUUUAUCCAUUCUUGUGUUUCUUGCACCAGGUUCAGAAGUAUGAACCCACGACCUUUUAUGGGGGAUCUGCCAGCAGCUAGACUGGUAGYAAACCGCCCAUUUUUCAACGUCGGGAUGGAUUACGGUGGACCUUUCUUGGUGCGUGAAAGUCGACGUCGCGGUGCGCGUACCAAUAAAAUAUACCUAGCGGUAUUUGUGUGCAUGUCGGUGAAGGCUGUGCACUUGGAGACCGUAUCAGACAUAUCCACUGACGCAUUCCUCGCUGCGUUAGACCGGUUCGUCGCUCGGCGUGGCAUUCCAAGUAACAUGUACACAGAUUGUGGUACAAAUUACGUUGGUGCUKCAAAACAGCUGAAGAAAUUAUUCGAUGAAGCCUCCAAUCAGCAUACCUUAUGUGGUCGUAUACCUUGCAAGUGGCAUUUUAAUCCACCGGGAGCCCCACAUUUUGGCGGAAUAUGGGAGGCUGCCGUCAAAAGCGCAAAAACUCAUUUGAAGAAAGUGAUCGGUGCUCAAGUAUACACGACCGAGGAAUUUACAACUCUCAUAACGCGGAUCGAAGGCGUCUUGAAUUCUCGACCGAUGCUACCACUCUCCAGUGAUCCAAACGACUUAGGCGUGUUGACCCCAGGUCACUUCAUAAUCGGGCAACCGUUAUCAGCACUUCCAGAAAAGGAUGUAGUCGAUACUCCAACUAACCGUUUGAAUCGUUGGCAAUUACUACGCCAAGCUCAACAAUCAUUUUGGCGUCGUUGGAGCAAUGAGUAUUUGCACACCCUACAAGGGAGGCAAAAGUGGUUUAAGCAGACACCAAAUCUGUCCAUUGGCGACCUGGUAGUCAUCAACACACCGUCACGACCGCCCAUGGCAUGGCAGAUCGGUCGAAUCAUCCAGGUUCAUCCAGGUGCAGAUAAUAUA
Molecule: messenger RNA, 2336 nt
Organism: Diuraphis noxia (Russian wheat aphid)
Lineage: Eukaryota; Metazoa; Arthropoda; Insecta; Hemiptera; Aphididae
Biological process (GO): DNA integration
Molecular function (GO): nucleic acid binding
Source: RefSeq, a predicted model, not a curated record